Molecule: messenger RNA, 1074 nt
Organism: Brettanomyces bruxellensis
Lineage: Eukaryota; Fungi; Ascomycota; Pichiomycetes; Pichiales; Pichiaceae
Exons: 1
Coding region: 1-1074 (357 amino acids)
Biological process (GO): mitochondrial translation
Cellular component (GO): mitochondrial small ribosomal subunit
Molecular function (GO): structural constituent of ribosome
Source: RefSeq, a predicted model, not a curated record
AUGAUUGGUAUAAGGAAAGAGUUUGGACUAGUGGUGAAAGCCACUGAUGGGGUGAAAGUCAUUGGUGGACAACUUAGCCAAGUUCGUUAUAGACGUACAUUAGCAUACCCAUUUUACUCUAAAGUGGGAAAUAUACCACCUGCACGUCAUUCCAGGAAGCAAACAGUUUUCAAGAGACUUAUGGAUGAGUUCCUGGGUCCAAAAAAUUACAAAGGUGAAUACUAUCUGAACAAAUAUGCGUAUCCAAACCAGGAUCACACGACCAACUAUGUGGAUCCCGAAACAGAAAGAGGAAAUUCGUUACUAAGUACAAAAGGUCAUUCAAGUAGAUCUGCAGAACAAUCCAGCAGCAGUGAAGGUGCAAAAGAUGGAGAAGAAGAUACAGAGUCUAAUUUGUUAGGUUCCGGAGGAAACGGUAAGGUGAGAAAUAGUCUUCAACCGUUUCCUAUGAAUACACACUGUCAUACAAACACGCAAGUGAGCAAAGAGAUGAAACAACAGAUUAUUAAUGAUGUGGUGAAUUUAAGUCUCACGCCUCAAAGCGUAGCUUUGAAAUAUGGGUUGAAGAUUCAAAGAAUAGAAGCUAUUGUGAAACUGCAUGAAAUUGAGGAAAGGUUCAAGUCUGAAGGAAAGAUUACCAAGGACAUGCAGAAAUUCGCAGACGUCAUGUAUAAUUUGUUUCCACUUUACGACCCAAAGAAGAAUGCAGAGAAUUUGACAGAAAUUCCUAUUCCCGAGGCAACUAAGCAGUCUCGUUUCCUCACAAUUGCAGAAUCUGAACCUUUUGGACCCAUUGACGCUGCCCAAGAAUAUGGACUUGAGCCUGCUGCUGUAACGUUGCAACGUUUAUCUCAUGGAAGUGAGCCAUCAUCGAAUGAUGUCAAAAAGGAGCAGAAGAAAGAUAGUCGUUCAUUUAUUGCUCCUAUGAAUAAGGGUGAUCGUUCAGCUUUCCGGUUCACUAAUGUUAAGGUUGGUAAGGUUGGCUAUAGAUAUGGAAAAUCGUUCAGGGACAAUAGAAAAGACAGGAAAAUUGACUUUGAUGCUGCUGGUAAGAUGUAUUACCCGAUUGAGUGA